UGAGAGGAGUGGCAGAGGGAGAACAGAAGACGAAGAAAAUCUCUUUAGUGUGGAUCAGAGCAAACACGCCGAGAUGCAGUGCCUCCAAGAGCAGGACGCUCUCAUCAUCCCUAAGCCUCGUGGGACUUUGCCUAAGGUGUGUGCUGUGGUGCUGGCUGCCAUGACAAUAGGGGGCACAGUGUUUCUGUCUCCUGAAAGGUUAUUUGGAUGGAUUGCCAUGGUAAUACUAAUCCUGACCCUCGGUCCCCUGCUACACGGACUCUGUCUGCUAGCAGAGGAGAUGCUUUAUCAUUCAGACACAAGGUACCGAGGCCGAGGGCUUCUGAGCGACGUGCUGCCAGCCUGUGGUUUCGGGGGAAAGACCCUGCUGGCUGCGGGGCUGGCAGGCCUUCUGCUCUACCUGGCUGGAAAUCCUCUGCCACACAACGGCCAAUGCUGGAAACUCCUAAUCCUGGCCUCGGUUCUUUACGCACUGUUCAAAAGCCUUGGACUCCUGGGUCCGUCGGAGGUGGAGGUGUCAGACAUCUGCGAGGGGAGGAAGAUGAAUGUGGCCCACGGCCUGGCCUGGUCCUUCUACCUGGGCUACCUGCGACUAGUGCUGCCAUGUUUAGAGGCCUCCAUCGCAACAUUUCGCAUCACACAUCAGGCUAGCAGAACCUCCUGGGGUCGCGGCUCCAGGAAGCUCCUUAUCCUCAUACCUCUCAAUGCUAACAUAUCUCACAAGCUGGAGGAAGAAGAUGACCACAUCCAUUUCAUUGACAACCUCCCCAACACUGAGAUAGACAGGGCAGGAGUCCGGGGGCGGGUCUACAAGCACAGCGUCUACAGCGUAUUGAAUGAGCAGGGGAAGGCCCAUGAGUGCGUGGUGGAGUAUGCAACGCCUCUGCUGACAAUGUACAACAUGUCUCAGGAGAGCAGUGCAGGUUUUGGGGAGCCCAAGCGCAGACAGCAGGUCCUGCUCUUCUACAGGACCCUGCAGGACAUACUGGAGCACUCGCUGGAGUGUCGCAACCGCUACAAACUCAUCCUGCUUAAUGAUGAGCAUGAAGACGACCCUCACUUCCUGUCUAAAGCUAUCCUCAGACACCUGCAGCAGCAGGAGAAAGAGGAGUUCUGCCUCACCCCACCUCCUCAUCAGGAAAUGGAUCACCCGCUUGCGAGUACGUCAAGUGCUCCGCCAAGCGCUCCACCUUUGAACAAUUACUGGCAUAACCCUGAGCCAAUGAGCAGGGAGCCUACGCUCAUGUUUAGCCUGGAGAAACCUCAGCCUCUAAGAGAACCUGUCGAGAACACUGACUUUUAUCAAGGAAAAACAUAAACACAUGGGUUGAGGACCAGUGACAGGUGGUACCAAGAUUAUAGGUUUGGUUUCAACAUUGUGGGGGGUGAGUAUUAAACAGGAGGUCGGGGGGCUCUUCCCCAGAAGACAAAAGUGUAAAAUACUUAAUUUUACUGCAAUCUGUUACAUUUCUAUGCCCAAUUUAUGAUAAAUGUCUUGAUUUAUGUCAAGGAUAACACAACAGCAAGUGACAAUUCAAAAUAUAACAGAACAUAGUGCAGUAAGGCUCUCAGGUAUUCUGUAUAACUUUAAAAUAUUUAUUCUUUAGAAAGUUUAUUUUCUAAGCCAUGAUACUUACUACUCAUGUGCAACACAACAAAAUGAUGAAAUUAAAAGUUGCAGGUCAGCUUUUCUUAUUUAAUAAUAUCCCUGCUGAGUCAACACGCACAUGUUGGUAAUUUUAAGAAAGAAGUUGUAAUAAUGUGAGACAGCCUUAAUGUUAUGUUAAUAAAGUCCUAAUUUCAUGAGAAUAAAGUCAUAAUAUUUAAAGAGAAACUCUUCUUACCCUAUAGUCUGCUGUGCAUUACAUUACUUGUCUGCUGAUGAGGUAGUAUCCGCUUCACAGGGUUUUCCGGUCAUGAAUUUUCUCGAAAGUUAUGAAUUUAGAAAAACUGUUUUCAGGCCUGGAAAUGUUUUAGAAUUAAAGAAUGUUCUGGAAAAAGUUUUGAAUAUAUAUUAUUUCAGCCACUAUUUGAAAUAUGUUCAUAAAAAAUACUCCAAAAAAUAUCUACCAUUUCACAAAAUAAGUUCUGCGCUGCCUGACCAUUGAUUGGAUCUCCAUUUUU
This is a messenger RNA of Plectropomus leopardus (leopard coralgrouper), 2124 nucleotides long. The record is from RefSeq and is a predicted model, not a curated record. Lineage: Eukaryota; Metazoa; Chordata; Actinopteri; Perciformes; Serranidae.